AUGUUCACUCUUAAAGCCCAUAACCUGAUUCAAAUCACUCCAAUCAUCGCUGACACCUGCAAUCGUCAUGUUUGUCGAAACGGCGCCGGUUGCCUCAUCCUCGACAACAGAGCACAGUGUCUCUGUCCAGAAAACUACGUGGGACUUCAAUGUAACCGAGUUGCUAUGAUCUUCCAACUGGACUUACAUCUUCAUAGCGAGAGCCACGUGGUUACUUGGUUUGACGAAACGCAGACCCAGGGUAAUUAUCAAGGUGGAAAGGACGCCAACGUUGUCUGCAAUGGGCUUCGAGGUUACAUCAAGAACGGUGUCUCGAAGGACAUCGCAGUGGCCUGGGCCGGUUGCAGACUACACCACGUACAUCGCUUUGACACGGAGAGGCGGGAGGGCGGGGAGCAGGCAAGUACUUCUGGCAUGAACAUGCAGGCUCAUGUGCUCUUCGAUUCAGGCGAGGAUGGACACUACUUCAGC
Messenger RNA from Dibothriocephalus latus, 471 nucleotides. NCBI's taxonomy places the organism in Eukaryota, Metazoa, Platyhelminthes, Cestoda, Diphyllobothriidea, Diphyllobothriidae. The record is from the annotation of a GenBank genome assembly.